AGACGAUUGGCGGUCGACCGGUCGCGCUCACAUCUUCCUGGUCGUUGCCGUCGCCGAUUGCGCCUCCUCAGCACACCAGGAAAGCACCGCUCCCUCCGUCAAGAUGGCCACACACAGAGAUGCGCGGUUCCCCUCGACGCCCUACAUCGAGCCCUCGCUGGCGCCGUCGGGCCAGCCGCACGUCGACGAGGUGGGGACCACGAGCGCGCCUCUCAAGUCGGCCGCCUUCUUCCUCGGCGAGCACUGCAAGUCGUACAACGAGGACUUUAUGCUCUGCAAGAACGAGAGCAGGGAUCCGGAACACUGUCUUAAGGAGGGGAGGCGCGUCACACGGUGUGCUCAAGAUUUGAUCAAGAAGCUUAGCGAAAACUGUGGAAAGGAAUGGGAGGAUCAUUGGCAAUGCUUGGAACGACACAACCAGGAAUUCUACUUGUGCCGGAAGCCAGAGAAAACACUCAACCAAUGUGUGUUCGACAAGCUCAAAUUGGCAAAGAAGAUCCCGGGGUCACCAGAGGGACAGGCGCCCAUCCACGAGAAGAAGAACCCGAUCUACACGGGAGUGCAGCGUUAAGGAGAACGCUGUAGGGGAGGAAGGGAUAGAUUGGAAGGAGUCGGGUGUGGGCCAACGCCAAGUAGUAUACAGCUGCAUCAAUCGUGCAAUCUUGGAAGUUCCAUCCUCGCUUCCUCCUACCUCCCUCUCUGCGUGUGCGAUUCGCAAUGUGAUAAUGCAGCAAUGUAAAGUCUAUAGGCA
Acaromyces ingoldii is the source of this 751-nucleotide messenger RNA. Its product is annotated as putative NADH dehydrogenase 22K chain precursor. The coding region runs from base 104 to 571 and encodes 155 amino acids. The record is from RefSeq and is a predicted model, not a curated record. Gene Ontology annotation, biological process: mitochondrial electron transport, NADH to ubiquinone. The transcript is spliced from 5 exons. NCBI's taxonomy places the organism in Eukaryota, Fungi, Basidiomycota, Exobasidiomycetes, Exobasidiales, Cryptobasidiaceae.